AUGCCAGAGAAGUUUGAUGUUAAGAAGUUCUUCAUCGACUUGGCCUCAGGAGGUACCGCUGCUGCCGUCUCGAAGACCGCAGUCGCCCCUAUUGAGCGUGUGAAGCUUCUUCUCCAGGUACAAGAUGCAUCAAGCACAAUUGCCGUGGAUAAGCGGUACAAGGGAAUUAUUGAUGUGUUCGUCCGUGUCCCGAAGGAGCAGGGCUUUGCAGCUUUGUGGAGAGGAAACAUGGCCAACGUUAUUCGAUACUUCCCCACACAGGCUUUGAACUUCGCCUUCAAGGACUCUUACAAGAAGGUUUUCUUGGAGGGCCUCGACAAGAAGAAGGACUUCUGGAAGUUCUUCGCUGGAAACUUGGCAUCUGGAGGUGCUGCCGGAGCCACGUCUUUGUGCUUUGUGUAUCCGCUAGAUUUCGCACGAACACGUCUAGCCGCCGAUGUCGGUAAGGGAGCUGGCCGCGAGUUCAGAGGAUUGGCUGAUUGCCUGAUCAAGACUGUAAAGUCUGACGGUCCCGUUGGCUUGUACCGUGGCUUCUUCGUCUCCGUACAGGGUAUCAUCAUUUACCGUGCUGCCUACUUCGGACUGUUCGAUACCGCCAAGAUGGUACUAGCAAAGGAGGGCAAACUCAACUUCUUCGUCGCAUGGGCCAUUGCUCAGGUUGUCACAGUUGGAUCCGGAAUCUUGUCUUAUCCUUGGGAUACUGUUCGUCGUCGUAUGAUGAUGCAGUCUGGAAGAAAGGAUAUCCUGUACAAGAACACACUUGACUGUGCCAAGAAGAUCAUUGCCAACGAAGGAAUGUCAGCCAUGUUCAAGGGAGCAUUGUCCAAUGUUUUCCGUGGAACAGGAGGAGCUUUGGUGUUGGCCAUUUACGACGAGAUCCAGAAAUUCAUUUGA
Messenger RNA from Ostertagia ostertagi, 894 nucleotides. The record is from the annotation of a GenBank genome assembly. Lineage: Eukaryota; Metazoa; Nematoda; Chromadorea; Rhabditida; Trichostrongylidae.